Molecule: messenger RNA, 627 nt
Organism: Paramecium tetraurelia
Lineage: Eukaryota; Ciliophora; Oligohymenophorea; Peniculida; Parameciidae
Exons: 4
Source: RefSeq, a predicted model, not a curated record
AUGAAUAUUUGCCCUAUCCGAUAUACUCCAUAUUUGAAUAAUUCUAAAAGAAGACAAAGGAUGGUUGAUCCCAAUAGAGCAAAAAGCUCUCAAGGGAUGAGAUUAAAUUCUUCAAGUCAAAACAGAUGCUCUACAUAAUAAAGUCCUAACAGAACUCCUAGUUAAGGCGAAUUGCAACAAUUAGAAAUUUAACAUCAGGCUGGACCAAUUGCACAGAAUUAAUAAUAAUUGUUUCUGUCAACCCAGAUCAGGAGAAGUCCGUCAUUUCGAUUGAAGAAUUAUCAUGCAGCCGAAAUAACAUCGAGUACACAAUCAAAUUCACACUAGAAAAGACAGAAUUUUAUUGUAAGCGGAAAUUAAAGCAAGGAAGAGAGAAUAAAUAGAAUAAAUUUCUUAGGUGAUUUAUUACAAUAAAUGGAGUAAAAUGGAUAAUAAACAAAGCAAUCUCUGUCUACUGAAAUGACCACAGUACCUAAACCGAAAUUUGAAAUUCUGAAUGCAAGAACAUUAACUGAAUAUGAAUAAAACAUAGAAGAAUUGCAUUUCUACCUUGUAGAUUCCUAAUAAAGAACAAAAUAGUAUGCUCAAGUAAUUGAAAAGCAAAAAUAAAUAAAUGAAUAUAAUUGA